UGGCCGCCCCUCUCCCCGCCGGGAAUGCGGCGCGGGCAGCGGGCUCUGCGCUCGCCGCGGCCGCGCUCGUCGUCGUCUGUGUGGGCGGGCUGGCGGCUGCCGGGAGCCCGCCAUGGGGCGGCCGCGCCGGGGCUGCUGAGGAGGAGGAGGCGGCGGCGGGGGAGCAGCGGCCGGGCGGCCCCAUGGAGGAGCGGGAGGGCGAGGUGCGCUGGGACGGGCUGUGCAGCCGGGACGCCGCCGCCCGCGCCGCCGCCCUGGACACCAUCGGGCAAGCCGUGCUCCGCCGCGCGGAGAGCGUCGCCUCCGGGGCGGCCGCCGACGGGCUGCCGGUGCCCGCCGCCCGGGACGGGCUGGGCGAGGCGCUGGCCCGCCUGCUCAUGCUGUCCAGGAGGUGCCCCUUCCCCGACGUGAGGGAGAAGAGCGAGGCGAUCCUCGGCGGGGUGCAGGAACUUGGAAUAAGAAUUCCUAGACCACUGGGACACGGACCAAGCAGAUUCAUCCCUGAGAAGGAGACAAUUCAGGUGGGAAAGGAGGACGCCACGAUGCACACGCUGUUUGCAGAGUCUUUUGCCACGCUGGGCCGACUGGACAACGUCACCUUGGUGAUGGUUUUCCACCCACAGUAUCUGGAAAGCUUUCUCAAAACUCAGCACUAUCUCCUGCAGAUGGACGGCCCGCUCCCGCUCCAUUACCGGCACUACAUCGGGAUAAUGGCUGCAGCACGACAUCAGUGCUCUUACCUUGUUAACCUUCACGUGAAUGACUUCCUUCAUGUUGGUGGAGAUCCUAAAUGGUUGAAUGGUCUGGAAAAUGCACCUCAAAAAUUGCAAAAUUUAGGAGAACUGAACAAAAUGUUGGCUCACCGACCCUGGCUUAUCACCAAGGAACAUAUUGAGCAACUUCUGAAGACAGAAGAGAACAGCUGGUCCCUGGCAGAGCUGAUCCAUGCAGUCGUUCUCCUUACACACUACCACUCCCUUGCUUCCUUCACGUUUGGCUGUGGGAUCAGCCCAGAGAUCGACUGUGAAGGGGGUCACACCUUCAGGCCCCCCUCUGUCAGUAACUAUUGCAUAUGUGAUAUAACAAAUGGUUACCACGGGGUGGAUGAAAUCCAUGCCAGCCCAGCUGGAAGUAUUCUAUCUACAGAGUCUGUCUGUGAAGUUGAAGCUCUUAUGGAGAAGAUGAAGCAGCUGCAGGAGUGCAGAGAUGAAGAGGAAGCCAGCCAAGAAGAGAUGGCCACGCGUUUUGAGAGAGAGAAGAGAGAAAGCAUGUUUGUGUGCUCUUCAGAAGAUGAAGAAUCUGCAGCAACAAGAGAUGUGUCUCGGCACUUUGAGGAUACCAGCUAUGGGUACAAAGACUUCUCCAGACACGGAAUGCACGUGCCCACCUUUCGUGUUCAGGAUUAUUCCUGGGAAGACCAUGGCUAUUCCUUGGUUAAUCGUCUUUAUCCAGAUGUGGGACAACUACUUGAUGAGAAGUUCCAUAUUGCUUAUAAUCUGACUUACAACACAAUGGCCAUGCACAAAGAUGUGGAUACCUCAAUGCUAAGACGAGCUAUUUGGAACUAUAUUCAUUGUAUGUUUGGAAUAAGAUACGAUGAUUAUGACUAUGGUGAAAUUAAUCAGUUGUUGGACCGCAGCUUUAAAGUUUAUAUCAAGACUGUGGUUUGCACUCCUGAAAAGACCACAAAAAGAAUGUAUGAUAGCUUCUGGAGACAGUUUGAACACUCUGAGAAGGUCCAUGUCAAUUUGCUUCUGGUAGAAGCUCGGAUGCAAGCCGAACUACUUUAUGCUCUGAGAGCUAUUACUCGCUAUAUGACCUGAUGUCUCUGGCUGCCUGUCAACGUUGGAAUGUUCUGCAGCUGCACG
This is a messenger RNA of Passer montanus (Eurasian tree sparrow), 1868 nucleotides long. It is a transcript of the gene SESN1, whose product is annotated as sestrin 1. Bases 183 to 1823 code for a protein of 546 amino acids. Gene Ontology annotation, biological process: positive regulation of macroautophagy; cellular response to L-leucine; regulation of response to reactive oxygen species. Lineage: Eukaryota; Metazoa; Chordata; Aves; Passeriformes; Passeridae. The record is from RefSeq and is a predicted model, not a curated record. The transcript is spliced from 10 exons. Gene Ontology annotation, cellular component: nucleus. Gene Ontology annotation, molecular function: L-leucine binding; oxidoreductase activity, acting on peroxide as acceptor.